Messenger RNA from Wallemia ichthyophaga EXF-994, 987 nucleotides. Its product is annotated as Peroxisomal membrane protein PEX30. Bases 1 to 987 code for a protein of 328 amino acids. Gene Ontology annotation, biological process: peroxisome organization. Gene Ontology annotation, cellular component: peroxisomal membrane. The record is from RefSeq and is a predicted model, not a curated record. The transcript has 2 exons. Lineage: Eukaryota; Fungi; Basidiomycota; Wallemiomycetes; Wallemiales; Wallemiaceae.
AUGACUUUCUUAUUCUUUGGCCUAUUUGAAUCCACUCAGAAACCCACUAAAACCGAUAAAGAUAUCAAUCAAUCAAUUAUCCAUCUUCAGAAGAUCAAUAUUGGUUUAAAUCAGUUUAAGUUUGGUUGUUACACCUUUACUCAAUCUUCUAUUGCUGUGGCUGUUGCUGCUUUCCUCAGAUUAAUCCUCCCCACACGCUUUUUCUAUUCAUUCUCCUUCACUUGCCUGUUUCUAGUCAACAACCCCGAGAUUUACGUCAUUCUAGACAGCUUCAACAGCCAAUACUCCCUCAAAGACAAGCGCAUCCCUUUCAUUACCCUGGUUAAAGACAAACUAAACACUCUCAAACGUAACAAGAGUAAAUCUAAAGAUACCAUGUUUCGUUUUGAGAUAUACGAAAAUCAAAGAUGGUGGAUGGGUCUUGAUUGGACACACGCUUUACUUCCUGGCGAGAGACCUACUUGGUCAGACAGCAAUCUAGAUCCCGUCUUGCCACCUAACACUUUCAACUUACCCCAGGAUACAUCAACCAAUGACAAAAUAGUUUACACGUGGUCCUGGUUAGAUGAGUCUUGGAUGGUUACCACUCCCGGACAAAAUAAACCUGUGAAAAUACUCCCUCUCCCAAAUAUUCCCUCUGAAGACGAUGACAAGGGUGAUAAUUCUACUCACUCCUUCUCUGUAGAUAGAUCGGGUGCUGAAAAAGCUCUUAAACAGGGCUUGGCUAAGUUUAACAGACAUUCUGCGCAGGCACCCACUGAGACAAAACAGAAAAGUGUCGACAAAGAUCCACCAACGAGGUCUUCAAUAGAUGCUAUCGCUGGAUCUAACCAGGAAAUGGGUACUGCAGAUGGUGUUGAUCAGAAUGGCUGGUCGUAUGGAGACAACCAAUGGGAGAGAUGGAGUUCAAAGAAUGGUAUGGGAUGUUACACGCGUCGCAGGAAAUGGAUACGCACAGCAGUAUUGAAGCAGGUGUUAGUAGAGUGA